CUAGAAUAUCACCUAACCUCGCGUUCAAAUGUCAAUAAUUCAUUUUCAUAAAAGUUUCAAUUGAAACACAGAACUAUAAUUAGUAAUUGUUAUUUUGGAAUUGAUAUUGACAGAUCCCAGUUGUCAGAAUAUUAAUUUGACUCUUCUAGUUUGAAAAGAGCUCUCGUUUCUCAAGUCAACCACCAAAACAUGGACGACAUGCUGGACUUCGAUGAGGACUACGGUCUCGAAUAUUCCGAAGAGAGCACUUCAGAACCUGACGUUGAUCUUGAGAACCAAUAUUAUUUGGCGAAAACCACCAAGGAAGAAGACCCGAAAGCCGCACUUGCAGCUUUCCGUAAAGUUCUGGAAAUACAAGGAAACGAAAAAGGAAUCUGGGGAUUCAAAGCUUUGAAACAGAUCGUCAAGAUCAACUUCCACCUGAAAAACUAUGAAGAAACGAUGGGGAUGUACAAGGAACUAUUGAGCUACAUAAACCAAUCGGUGACGAAAAAUCACGGCGAAAAAUCCAUCAACUCCAUCUUGGACUACACGUCGACGUCCAAGGAUUUUGACGUGCUGAAGUACUUCUACGAGACAACUUUGGAAGCGUUGAAACUUGCCAAAAACGAUAGGUUGUGGUUCAAGACCAACUACAGAUUGGGUUUGGUGUAUCUGGAAAGGGGGGAAUUCAACAGGCUUGCCAACAUAGUGAGGCAAUUGAAACAGGCUUGCGCGUACUCGCCAGAUACUACGGAUUAUUCUGAGGUUGAUUCACACACAGGAGCGCAGAUCCUGUCGAUUUACUCCUUGGAAAUUCAGAUGUACACCGAACUGAAGAACCACCAGCAGUUGAAGAAGCUUUACGAAAAAUCCUUGCACAUCAAAUCUGCCAUUCCACAUCCUCUGAUAAUGAGCGUGAUACGGGAAUGCGGAGGCAAGAUGCACUUGAGAUCUGGAGAGUACGAGGAAGCCUACACAGACUUUUUCGAAGCCUUCAAAAACUACGACGAGUCGGGUUCCCCGAAAAGGAUACAAUGUUUGAAAUACCUGAUCCUAACAAGCAUGUUGCUCAGAUCCGUAAUCAAUCCGUUCGAUUCUCAAGAGGCCAAACCGUAUAAAAACGAUCCCGAGCUGAAACCAAUGAUGGACCUCAUUUCCGCUUUCCAAAACCACGAUAUGAGGGAAUUCGAACGUAUUUUUCAAGAUAACAAGGAAUCGUUGAUGUGUGAUCAUUUUAUUAUGGAACAUAUCGAGGAACUUCUUAAGCACGUGAGAACAACAGUGCUUUUACGUUUGUUCAGACCGUACAAACGUCUGAAAUUAAGUAGCAUAGCCGACGACCUUGGAAUAAGCUACGAUGAAACCGAAAGCUUGUUGAUAUUUUGUAUUUUAAAUAAAUUUAUUUUCGCAAGGAUAGAUCAGAUCGAGGGAAUGCUCAUUGCUAAUAAAGACGAAAAUGUCGAUUCCUACAUAGCUAUGGAGCGAGUAUCAGACAGUCUCGAUUACAUUACUUCAAAUAUUAUAAAUAAUUUACUCGUAAAUUAAAACACUUUUCCUUUGUUAAGCUAGUAUCAAUUUGAAAUUUAUUUUUCAAUAAAAAUUGUUCAAGGAU
Molecule: messenger RNA, 1594 nt
Organism: Harmonia axyridis
Lineage: Eukaryota; Metazoa; Arthropoda; Insecta; Coleoptera; Coccinellidae
Product: COP9 signalosome complex subunit 2-like
Exons: 2
Coding region: 190-1527 (445 amino acids)
Biological process (GO): protein deneddylation
Cellular component (GO): COP9 signalosome
Source: RefSeq, a predicted model, not a curated record